AUGUUGGAUAUAUUUAGGGGCCUUAAAAGUUUAGUGAAAAUAAGCCACAUUCAAAUCGACUCGCCAGUAUUUCGCUUACAUUAUUCAAUAACUGUAAUGAUGUUGAUUGCUUUCUCAUUGAUUGUCACAACGAGACAAUAUGUCGGAAAUCCAAUUGAUUGCGUUCACACAAAAGAUAUUCCCGAGGAUGUACUCAACACGUACUGUUGGAUUCACAGUACUUACGCUUUAAAAAGUAUGUUCCUUAAAAAGCUAGGAAAAGAGGUGCCGUAUCCUGGCGUUGGAAAUAGUGAAGGCAAAACGGAUGACCGAAAAAUUUAUCGCUAUUAUCAAUGGGUCUGCUUUUGUCUCUUUUUUCAGAGUAUUCUUUUUUAUGCGCCACGUUGGUUGUGGAAGUCAUGGGAAGGCGGUAAGAUUCAUGCGCUAAUGAUGGACCUUGACAUUGGAAUCUGUUCUGAGAUCGAGAAAAAACAGAAAAAAAAGUUAUUAUUAGAUUACUUAUGGGAUAAUUUAAGAUAUCAUAAUUGGUGGGCUUACAGAUAUUUCGGAUGUGAGCUCCUAUCGCUAAUAAAUGUAAUAGGUCAAAUGUUUUUAAUGAAUAAAUUCUUCGAUGGCGAAUUCAUGACGUUUGGCCUCGAUGUGAUAAAACAUAUGGAAGCGGAUCAGGAAGACCGGAUGGAUCCCAUGAUAUACAUAUUUCCACGUAUGACUAAGUGUACAUUCUAUAAAUACGGUGUCAGCGGAGAGGAUGCAAUAUGCAUUCUUCCGUUGAAUGUGGUGAAUGAGAAGAUUUACAUUUUUCUAUGGUUUUGGUUCAUACUGCUGACGAUAUUGACAUCAUUAACUGUAAUGUAUAGAAUAGUUAUAAUAUUUUCGCCUCGUAUGCGGGUUUAUUUACUAAGAUUAAGGUUUAGAUUAGUACGUCGAGACGCUAUAGAAAUUAUCGUUCGACGAUCGAAAAUGGGCGAUUGGUUUCUACUCUAUAUGCUAGGUGAAAAUAUAGAUAGUAUUAUAUUUCGUGAUGUUAUGGGAGAUUUAGCUAAUCGUUUGAACAAUAAUCAACAUCAUCGUGUACCUGGACUAAAAGGGGAUAUACAAGAUGCUUGAUAUUGGGGAUAAGUGCGAUAAAUGUCUACACACUGUUUCUAUGUUUCUCUCUGUCUAUUUCUAACUUUACUUAUACUUUAAACCCGAGUAAAAAUCAAUCUAAAAUCACUAACAAAUGAAAUAAUUAAAUCGAGCAUGACAUGAGAAAGAAAGCAACCUGCAAACAACUCUUCAAGUGAUAACAAAAUAGGAUGGAAAACCAAAAAGAAGAAAAACCUCCCAAAAAUGAUGUGUAAAAACAAUUUAACGUUUAAAUUAAAACCAAAAAUCCAGAAGAGGAGAAGAGAAAUAGAAUCAAGAGAGAAAAAAAUUAACAUAAAUAUAACAAAAACAUAUGAUGAGAUAAAGUAAGGAAAAGUAAACAACAAAAGACUAAUUAUUACUUCAUCAAGUCAGAAGAUCAUAAAGGUCACGCACACUUAGACUCAUCAAGCAGACAUUUAUUCGCAUUAAAUUAUAAUCUCGUAUCCCCGGGAAAUAAGAGAAUAAUUAUGUAAAAUUAAAGCAACAAAACAUGAUUAGAUAAUAGAAAUUACAUUAUAUUUUUUUUUCGUUCAGUCAUCACAUCUACGUUUUCUUAAUUUAAAAAACACAAAAUCAAAUUUUUCAAAAUAUUUAAUUUCUGCCCACAAUAAUUCUUUUUUCUCAAAUGGAAACUUUUGAAAACAUUUUAAUCGUUUUGAUUUCUUUUUUUUAUAGUUUGUUCAUAUAAAUACCGUCCAAUUAAAUAAAAACAUAAUAUGAAAACCAUAUGUAAAUGAGAUAUACAAAAUAAGUAUGACAUAUAAAACAAUUGCAUAAUAUCAAAAAAAGAAAAAAAACAAAAAGUUCGUGUUCACGGGACAGUUUUUAAAGUGAGAUUUUUUCAAAAAUGUUUAUGCAAGAAAAUUAUCAUUGGACAAUUUCAUUUCUUUUUUAUUUUUGUUUUUAGAUUUGAUUUGAUAAUUUUCAAAUUAAUGAGUUUCACUGGAAAGUUAUCAUUUAAAUAAAUUUUAUAAUCAGGGCCAGUUUCAAAGGCGAUGAUUAAAGUGAAGAAUUAACCUGCCAACAAUUUUCCUUAUUCACUAACAAAUUUCUUCUCCACAAAAUCUUUUUAAAUCUCUUAGAAAUCUUACUGCACCAAUGAAAACAUUCUCAGAUAAAGUUCCUAGAGACAUAAGAAAGAAAAUGUCAUUUCUCAUCAGCAGCAAGAUUAAUUAGCGCCAUACAAUGACAUUGAUAGAUAGUGCAAUAAAAUACUUAUCUGCUGCAUGAAUAACAAAAGAAUAAAACACAAAACAAAAGAAAAAAAACUAUGAAACUGCCAAUUAAUUCUUAAAAAUCGUUAUUUUGCAUUUCUUCAAGUGAAAUUAAUCUUUUUUCCUUAUUCUAUUCUUUCUAUUUAUUUUAUUGAUUAAUGAUG
Molecule: messenger RNA, 2509 nt
Organism: Clunio marinus
Lineage: Eukaryota; Metazoa; Arthropoda; Insecta; Diptera; Chironomidae
Source: the annotation of a GenBank genome assembly